This is a messenger RNA of Colletotrichum higginsianum IMI 349063, 1254 nucleotides long. RefSeq names its product Cyclin. Gene Ontology annotation, molecular function: cyclin-dependent protein serine/threonine kinase regulator activity; protein kinase binding. The record is from RefSeq and is a predicted model, not a curated record. Lineage: Eukaryota; Fungi; Ascomycota; Sordariomycetes; Glomerellales; Glomerellaceae. The transcript has 2 exons. The coding region runs from base 1 to 1254 and encodes 417 amino acids. Gene Ontology annotation, cellular component: cyclin-dependent protein kinase holoenzyme complex; nucleus. Gene Ontology annotation, biological process: regulation of cyclin-dependent protein serine/threonine kinase activity.
AUGUUGACAACAUCUCCCAUCAUCGCCAGCUCCGCCAAUGCCUCGCCCAACAGCUUCCACUAUGCCCCUACGCGAUCAUCCCCGCACUCGUCUCCUGCCCGGCUUUCGGCCCCUCUGCCGCGGCGGCACUCUGCAUCCAAGUCCUCCCCAUCCGCCACAAUGACCUCACCCUCCUCCCAACCACGCCCGCGACAAUAUGUAGCUGUCGACGCCGGCACUCAAUAUUCCCCCAUGGAGUCCUCGACCCAACAGCAGGCACAAGAUGCCCCCGUUGAUGUCGCCAACGCUCCGCGCACCUCGGUGCCCGCGACGCCUGUCGAACCCCCACAAACGCCGCGUCCCCAGCCGAUAGACCCGUCCGCACCGCACUCGCCGCCGGCAACGCAAUCACAACCGCACCCGCAACCCCAGGCCGUCGUGGCCCCCGUCAUCCGCGAUGCCUCGGCUAUCAUUGCAUCACCUGGCAAGCGGCGAAACUCCCAAGACCCGGCUGCCGCGCAGGCUGCGAGCGCGUCCGUCGCAGGCGAGUCGUCGUCGAGCGCCGCCAAGCGCCCGAAGCCCACGGCUGGCCCGCCGAAAAUCCUGCCGCAGCGCUAUGAGUUUUGCGGCGUCGAGGACAUGGUUGUUCUGAUAUCGCACAUGCUCUCUGAGCUGAUUGAGACCAACGACGCUCUCGCCCUUCGCUCCGGGAGCCUGACUCGGUUUCAUUCGAGAACCGCACCAAGCAUCUCGGUCCUUGAAUACCUCAACAGAUUAGCCAAGCAUGCGACGCUGACGCCGCCUCUACUGCUAUCUAUGGUUUACUACAUCGACCGUCUAUGUGCAUUAUAUCCGGAAUUCACAAUUAACACACUUACCGUUCAUCGUUUCUUAAUAACGGCUGCCACGGUUGCGGCCAAAGGCCUGUCAGACCUGUUUUGGAACAACACGACGUACGCGCGGGUAGGAGGAGUGAGGGUCGCCGAGCUCAAGUUGCUGGAGCUUGAGUUUCUUUACAGAGUAGACUGGAAAAUCGUACCAAACCCUGAGGUCCUUGUGGCAUAUUAUCGCGGCCUCGUCGAGCGCUGCCCUGGCUACGCGCUACAAGAGGAGGAGGCAGUGGACGAGGACGAAGAUUUUGAUGCUGUUGAUGACGACGGGUCGACGGAAAUUUCAGAUGGCGUCGGUGACGACAGUGGAGACUCGCCGGAGGAGGACAGCCCGGCCAAGUCUGCACAUGGCGAAGACGCAGUAGGGCCGUCGCAGGCUGCGUAA